AUGACCACCAAGCUGAGCCCCCGCAACUCGGAGGUAAAGGCUCUGGAGCAGCGCGGCUACCUGAUCGGGCGCAAGGUGGGCCAGGGCUCGUACGCCAUCGUGCACGCCGCCGACUUCAACGACGGCUCGGACAAGCGCAUGAAGCUGGCCUGCAAGAUCUUCGACAAGGACAAGGCGCCGCGCGACUUCCUCGACAAGUUCUUCCCGCGCGAGCUGGAGAUCCUCACCAAGAUCGAGAACCCCCACAUCAUCCAGGUGCACAGCAUUCUGCAGCGCGGGCCCCGCGUCUUCAUCUUCAUGCGCUUCGCUGACAACGGCGACCUGCUGGACUUCGUCAAGAACAAGGGCCCCGUGCAGGAGGCGCAGUGCCGACUGUGGUUCCGCCAGAUGACCAGCGGGCUGCACUACCUGCACGCCAAGAACAUCGCGCACCGCGACCUCAAGUGCGAGAACGUGCUGCUGUCGCGCCGCUUCAACGUCAAGCUGGCCGACUUCGGCUUCGCGCGCUACUGCGUGGACGCGGACGGGCGGCGCGUGCUGAGCCAGACGUACUGCGGCUCGGCGGCGUACGCGGCGCCCGAGGUGGUGUCCGGGACGCCGUACAACCCCAAGCUGGCCGACGUGUGGUCGCUGGGCAUCAUCCUCUUCAUCAUGCUCAACGCCAGCAUGCCCUUCGACGACUCCAACCUGCGCAAGCUGCUCAAGGACCAGCUGAACCGCAACUGGAUGUUCCGGUCCAAGACCCGCGACACGGUGUCCGCCGCCGCCAAGAACAUCGUGCGCAGUCUGCUGGAGCCGGACAUGACGCAGCGGCACACGCUGGACCGCGUGAUGGCGCUGGACUGGGUGCGCUGCCGCAAGGACAAGGACAAGCCGCACGGCCUGGCGCUCGCCAAGACGUCCAAGACCAUCGAGCCCGACAAGCCCGACAAGACGGAGGCGGAGGCGCCCGCCCCGUCCAAGCACCGCAAGUCCGCCGUCAGCAAGUCCGCCGGCGCCACGCCCGAGCCCGUCGGCGGCCAGCCACUGGAAGACACCUGA
Messenger RNA from Thrips palmi, 1041 nucleotides. RefSeq names its product testis-specific serine/threonine-protein kinase 3-like. Gene Ontology annotation, biological process: protein phosphorylation; intracellular signal transduction; microtubule cytoskeleton organization. The coding region runs from base 1 to 1041 and encodes 346 amino acids. The record is from RefSeq and is a predicted model, not a curated record. Gene Ontology annotation, molecular function: tau-protein kinase activity; ATP binding; protein serine/threonine kinase activity. The transcript is spliced from 2 exons. Gene Ontology annotation, cellular component: cytoplasm. Lineage: Eukaryota; Metazoa; Arthropoda; Insecta; Thysanoptera; Thripidae.